AUGAUAUACUCCUGGAAGAAAACAAAGCAGCAAAUUGAACAUUAUGCCUUGUAUUUGACUAUUGCAGUUUCUCUGGUGUCGAUCUCUGCAAGUACAGCGUUUCACUUCCUGGCGCGGGAGUCGUUGCAGGAAUUCGUGGCGGCUAUUGUUGCUGUGAUAUGUACCUCAUCACUGACUCGAUUUGGAACACGGGGCAUCGUUACCCGAAUGCAAGAAAACGAUUAUGAAUUCGCAGCCGGUGUUGCUAGAAAUAUUGCAGAGAUUUGCUUCGUGAUCACAGCCGUGGUAGAUGGUAAACAUCUGAUUGCUAAAACGGCCUUGACUGGUUCUAUCGUGUCCAGCUGUCUUAUGACAUUUGGCACCUGUCUAGUGUGCGGGGGAAUUUUCCAUAAGCAACAGUUUUACCCACUCGUCAUAGCCCGACUGAAUGCGCAGCUGCUCGUUGUGAGCUUGGUGAGCGUGACUCUCCCGACCGCGUUUCAGCUGUUUUCCAAAGGUAAAAGUAGUACGGGAUUGAUUGCGGUGUCGCGUGGCUCGGCAGUGGUCCUCUUAGUUGAGUUCUUUUGCUACCUCUGGUUUUUCUAUCACACCCACGUGGACAUUGCCUCAGAUACGCCGAGCAUACAGUCGGCUCUGGUGGCGUCCGGAUUGUCAGCAACGCAUGCUGUCCCGGAGCUGACGAACUUACUCAACGAAUCCAAAGGAGCAUGCUCACUACGGGCUCUUCGUGAGGGAGCCCUCGAAUUCCACCCGGGCAUAGGCAACACCCGCCGUCCUUGGUAUAUGGAUGCUCUAGUUCUAAUAUGUGCGGUUGUUGGCAUGGUGUUCGCGUCAAUCUUCUUGCUUGAGGGCGUUCAUGCUCCUACACACACGCUGCAUCUCUCUGAGAGUUUCGUUGGACUCAUAGUAAUGCCCUUGGUGUUGGCGUCAGUUGAGUAUGUUUCGCAUGCACUGCGGUGUCGCCGGGAAGGUAUAGCCUGGAUAGUCGAUGCGGCGUUCGGCUCCAGUAUUCGGAUAUCACUCUUUGUGUUCCCCGUCGCUAUUAUAGUUGGUUGGGCUACUGGUGAGGUUAUGGACAUGAUCUUCGAUGGCUUCCAGGUGACUAUCAUUGGACUAGCCAUAUUUAUGGUCAACCACGUGAUUCACAAUGAAUUCGCGCAUUGGUGGGUUAAGACCUUGCUUUUAUUGCGCUUGCCAGCUGACCGGAAUAACAGGCUCGAAGGAAGUAUGUUCGUUGCGUCGUUCCUGUUGUUCGCCAUUGCUUCAGCGUACUACCCAAAUGAAGCAUAG
Molecule: messenger RNA, 1290 nt
Organism: Purpureocillium lilacinum
Lineage: Eukaryota; Fungi; Ascomycota; Sordariomycetes; Hypocreales; Ophiocordycipitaceae
Source: RefSeq, a predicted model, not a curated record